Spodoptera frugiperda (fall armyworm) is the source of this 6519-nucleotide messenger RNA. RefSeq names its product disintegrin and metalloproteinase domain-containing protein 11 (gene mmd). The record is from RefSeq and is a predicted model, not a curated record. Gene Ontology annotation, biological process: membrane protein ectodomain proteolysis. The coding region runs from base 222 to 4259 and encodes 1345 amino acids. Gene Ontology annotation, molecular function: metalloendopeptidase activity. NCBI's taxonomy places the organism in Eukaryota, Metazoa, Arthropoda, Insecta, Lepidoptera, Noctuidae. The transcript has 28 exons.
GCGUCAGUCGCUGGGCGGCGCGCGGCCGGCUCGCGGUCGAUAGCUGCACGCUGGCACGGGCACGGCCAUGUUGCGCGACGCGUGCACGCGCGAGCGGCCUCGACGCGCUGCCGUGUGAGUGAAGUGUUGUGGUGUGGACACCGGCCCCUUCUCCCCGCGCCGCCACGCGCGGCGCUGCCGCCUCGAGCUUUCGGAUUUUUUUUCAAUAAUGCGGCAGUCUAAUGGAGUCUAGCUUAGGCAUCACGGAAGCCGAUUCAUGUCUGCUUACACCAACAUCAUCAAUGCUAUCACAAUCAAGUGAGGGCGACCGCGGGGGCGAGCGGCGACGCGGCGCGGGCGCAGCGGUGUCGCGCGGCAUGCGGCGCCGCCCGCUGCUGCCGCUGCUGCUGCUGGCGCUGUUGCGCGCGCACGGCCUGCUCGCCGCGUCCGGAGAAGCCGAUUACACACUUGACGAUUCGUUUUGGAAUGAAGAAAGCCCAGUUGGUGAAGUUGAGCGGCUGUUACGCGAGUACCGCCAGAACCAGGAGCUGGUGCGGAAUAUCGGUGCCCACUACUACCAGAUCAUUUACCCCGUGCAGCUGCGACAUCACGAGAAAAUGGGCAUUUCCACGCGCGAGGUCAACACUCCCAAGGGCAGAGGUUACGACUACCAACAGGGCACAAGGUCACGCGCUAGGACUGGCAAACACUUUCAUAGGACUUCACUUCUCAUCAAAGCUUUCAACCACAAGUUCCGACUGGACCUUGAGCUUAACACGCAACUGCUAGCGCCCAAUCUAAAACAAACACAGUACUUAGCAAAUGGUGCCGAGAGCGACAUCAGAACUGAAAUCGAGCACUGCUACUACCACGGCACGGUGAAGGACUACCCAGGGGCGUCAGCAGCAUUCCACACGUGCAACGGAGUGUCAGGGGUCAUUCACAUCGGCAACGAGACGUUUGUCAUACACCCCUUCUACGGGGGUGAUCUGUCGAAGCACCCACAUGUGAUCUUUGAGGCGCGAACGAAGGCGAACAAGGGCUGCGCCAACAAGCUGGAGUUCCGGCCCAAGAGCCGCCGCACCAAGCACGUGCCCUUCGUCGAAGAACCGCUCGCUGAUGACCCUGGCAACAUGGACUCAACAACAAGAACAAAAGAAGAGCGAGCGUGGCGAUGGUGGCAGGACGCAGGGCUGCGCGCACUGAACAGACGCAGGCGUGACGUCAGAGAGACCACCAAGUACAUAGAGACAGCCCUGGUGAUCGACAAGGCUAUGUUUGACAGGAGAAACGGCAGCACCAGGUCCGAGGUGGUCCAUGAUGCUAUUCAAGUGGCUAACAUUGCUGAUCUGUAUUUCCGCACGUUGAACACCCGGGUAUCCCUGGUGUACAUCGAGUCGUGGCAGAGUGCCGACCAGGCAGACAUCGACCGUAAGCAGGACAUCACCCGCGCCAUACACAAGUUCAGUGACUACACUGCUCGGAAACUGUUCAAGAUUGAGAAGGACACUACACAGCUGCUCACCGGGCUGACGUUCCCGGGAGGUGAGUCCGGGAUAUCAGUCCCGGACACGCUGUGCACGCCCAAGUCCGUGGGCAUAUCCGUGGACACCAACACUUACGAGCCCCACCUGCUUGCUGGGACCAUGGCGCAUAUGAUUGGACAUAAUAUUGGUAUGGGCCAUGACGACGGUCGCGAGCAGUGCUUCUGCCGCGACUGGCACGGCUGCAUCAUGGCACAGUCCAUCGUGGGCUCCGACAACGUGCAGCCCUACAAGUUCUCAGACUGCUCCAAGAACGACUACAUCAACGAACUCCGGGUCGGCCAGGGACUGUGCUUGCUCAAUAAACCUAAUGAGUUGGUGAUGCACCACCUAUGCGGCAACGGGCGGCUGGAUGAAGGCGAGGAGUGUGACUGCGGGACUCUGUCGGAGUGCCAGAACAGCAACCCGUGCUGCGACCCCUUCACCUGCCGCCUCACCAAGGAGUCGCAGUGUGCUUCGGGAGAGUGCUGCGAGAGGUGCCAGCUGAAACCGCGUGGCGUGACCUGCCGGGACGCCACCAACGAGUGUGAUCUAGAAGAGACAUGUACGGGACUGUCCGGAGUCUGUCCUCCUGACGCCCAUCGGAAGAAUGGCGAGCCCUGUCAGUCCGGCAAUGGAGCCUGCUUCGCGGGACAGUGUCCCACAUUGUCCCUCCAAUGUGAGAAGAUCUGGGGCCAAGGGUCUUUAGGAGCUAAAAAGGAAUGCUUCGAGGAGUACAAUUCUAAAGGAACAGUGACUGGACAUUGUGGAAAGGACAACAGUGGACAUUUUAUCAAGUGUGACCCUGAGAAUGCUCGCUGUGGUUCCCUGCAGUGCCAGCUGGGUAACCGCUACCCCAUAGUGCCGGGGAUGGACGAUUACUACACGAAAAUCUACAUCAACAACAAGGGUACCGAGUUUGAAUGCAAAGCCACGACAGGUCUUCCAAAACCUUCGGAGAUAGCUCCCCUGGGGCUGGUGAGGGACGGCACCCCGUGCGGAGACAACCUCGUCUGCGUGAACCAGACCUGCACCUCCAUCUUCACAUACAUCGACCACAUCAAUAAGUGUCCCACUGACGAUAAAAACAACGAGUGCUCUGGAAAAGGGGUGUGUUCAAACCUGAACCAAUGUGUCUGCAACCGCGGCUGGACAGGCCCAGACUGCUCGCACCACGACGAACUCCCCCCUUCCCCCACUCCCUACUAUGUUCCAGACAACAGCACGAAGGCAGCCUACAAUAUGACCAAGAAGGAAACACCGUAUGAGAACUACCACGGCUCGAACACGGUUUUCCUCGUGGCGGUGCUCAUGUCUGUGGUAGGGGGGGUAUUCAUAGUAUUUGCCCUGAGCGCUCUCUGCUACAGGUCAGUCGUAGUACACAAAAACUUCUCCCUGUGCCUAAGGAAAAAGAGUACGUCACGCAAAUACGACCCGCCUUACGUCAAGAAGCCGAUUGCGAAGAGCUUCGCAGCCGGCUCCACCACCUCUAACAACUCCCAAGAAGACAUUUCUCUGGACGGAGGGAAGAUGCACUCCUUCAACAAUACGUUCAGUCGGGGAGACUCCCAGCGCGUGAUCUUCAGACAUGGCAACCACAUGUCAGGCUCUGGCAGUACCAGUAGAUAUCCAGAUCACAAACAAAUGAAAAGAGUACAUUCUGGCAGUGAAGACGAGCCGACUCAUUCCGGUGAAGAAGACAUUGCAUUUAUCGACGUAGCACAGAACUCUAUGGCAAAACUUCCAGAGAAGGGGAUCCUGAAGAAGCAUGGAUACGGCGCAGUGGACGGCAAGGACAAGUGGGGAGAUGACUCGCAGUCUGAGCAACUGGAAGCUGGCUCGCAGUCUGAUGGACAGGAGCCGGCUGGAGCCGUCGCUGACAUGGAGUAUAAGUUUAAGGACCUUAAUGGAUACCACGAAAACAUAAUCGUAGCAUUAAAGACUGCGGCGGCCCAACGUGCUGCGGGUGCAGGCGGCAUCGCGGUCGGCUCUGGCGACCUGCGAGCCUUGCAAGAAUAUGAGUACAAUAAGCGAGAGCGAGCGCCCUCUGCUGAGAAAAUCCACGAAACUGAACUUCGCCGCCAACGCAACGAUGACGAGGAAGAUGAGCCUCCACAAUGUGGACCCAUCCGCAUCCGCAACCUUGAGGAUCUCAUCCGACAACUCGAGCACCAUUCCAGCAGACACAUGAGCCCAUCUGGCUCCGAAGACAUCAGGAUGUCGGAGACGGAAGCCGAUAGACACUAUAGAAUUGAACCCGGAGAUAUAGCAGCUGCUAGAUGUCGCGGUCGUAUCGGAGGCGGCGAGGAGGAGUCUCGGUUCGGCUACCCUCGGUUCCGCGGCAGCGGGCGGCACCACGGGCCGCUGUUUGGCGGCGCGGCGGCCGGCGCCGGCGCGGCGCUGCCCCCGCACGCGGGGCACGCGAUGCCCGCGCCGCACGUGCCGCACGCGCCGCACGCGCCGCACGCCCCGCACGUCCCGCACGCCGCGCACUCCCCGCACGCCGCGCACGCCGGCCUGGCGGGCCACGCGCGCCCGCCGCCCGACGACGACGCGCUCUAUGAGACCGCCGACGCCGAAAGACUUCGGGAUGCCCCCGACAGUGAGAGUGAUGAAUUUAUUCAAGCUCAACAACAGUUAGCCCGGUGGGCGAGUGAGGAGGCGGUGCCGGCGGCGCGCGGGUACCUGGCGUCGCCCGCCAGCUCGGCCAGCCCGGCGCCGGCGCCCGCCGCCGCCUUCCCCGAGUACACGCACUGACCCCGCCGGCGCGCGCGCGACGCGCUCGAGGCGCACGAGUCGCGACCCCACACGUCCUAGGCUACUAGAUAUCGAUGUAUCCAGCUCUGUCUGCACUGUUAGGGUAAGCACGUCGACUAGUUUAACCGUUAGUAAGAAACACGAUAAUUCUCUUCACGCGUAGUUAAUCUAAUAAAGGUAUAGUGAUCGGACGUAGGGCCGGCGUCGGCCGCGGCCGGCGCGCCGCCGCUUGUGAAUACGUAGUUAUCGUUAGCGAAUCAGUGACUUGUAAAUAUUAUUGACCUAUGACGUACAUAUUAAUUGCACAUAAACGAUAUGACUGAACUUGUAACGUACUCUUAAUAAACGAUUUAGAGUAACCGUCGAAUGUAAGUCUCGAUUGGAAGUGUUUGCCUGCCGCGCCGCCGGAGGGUGAUAUAUCUGUUACGUUGUCGUGUCUCAUAUGUUAUAUUCGUUCAUCUGAUCAAUACGCUUUAUAUCUAUAUAUCUGUUUGAGUGCCGCCACCCUGGCGGUGGUGCGGCAGAUUGUAUGUCUAAAGUAACUCUAAGUAAGUCAGUGUAUGAACGUAGCAUUAAGUGUAACUGUGCGGUGCCGAGGUCCCCCGACACGUCGAGCUCGAGUUCGUUUCACUUCCGACAGACGAAGCUCAAGUAGCUUGCAAAUUAGAUAGGCGAUUAACAAAUUGAGCUAAUUCUUAAGCGAAGCUUUAAUGUAACACGAUGUUAGCGGGAGAGGCGAAGGCAGAGCUCGGCGUCGCGUCACGACGUCAUCGUUUGCCCUAGAUAUCGUUUGGUUGUUAAGUUGUCCGAGUCCGUCUCAUCGCGUCACUGUCAGGAGGUGGGCGACACGCAACCGUCCCCGGAGAGUCAACAACUAUCGCUUCAUACUGUUAUCACCUCUCCGAUAUACGCCCAACUUCGUGUUCUACGUUACGAUUACGAUCUCGACACGAUCUAGACUUGAAGGAACACCAAAGAGGUCCCAGCGCACAUCUCGUAUCAUAUUGUCCUAUGUGUUGUUCGUUGUGUUCGCGUCGUCAUCACUUAGUUCCGUAGACAGUUCAGCUCUCGAUCUCGUCUCACCGUGCACUAAUAAAGAAAUAAUUUAAUUAGCCCUUAACGUACACAUAUUCUAAAACUUAAUUAAAUGUGAAUAAAAGUUAUUUCGAUUUAUCAGAAUAUCUAUUAUUAUUAUUAUGUAUUGACUUAAACGAAUUUAUGCCGAUACAGAUAGAGAAUGUAUGUUAAUAUGUUAUAGUUUUCAAGUUUAUUUUAUUGUGACAAUUUAGGAAGUUAUCGUUUGAUUCGCGUUUACGCUAGGCUAGGUGGCCCGGCCACGGAAUAUAAACACAUUAUGUAGUUAACUUACAGUUAAAUUAUUGAAUAAUGAAGUGGAGCGGCCGCGUAUGGUUGCGUCACACUGGUACGAUGUUCACUGGCGCUGUGAGGCUGCGCGCCCUGUUUUCGUAAUUAUUCUCCUAGAUAAUCGUUAAACCUUAAGUAAGUCUAAAUAGGAACUAUGAACACGUACAGGGUAGAUGUUUUUGCAAUACUCUGUGACUGGGUGUGGUACCGGGCGGCUGCAGUACGGCCCGCGCACCGCACCCAGUAGGCGUCGCGACUGCUGCGGCGGCCGGGGGCGCCAUGCCUCGGCCUAACUCGUCAAUUGCGACCGGCGACCGACGCCGCCAUUGCUCACGGUAGUGCUCUGUUCUCGGUACGAAUUUUCGUAACUAAUGUAUGGGACGUGGUGAGCGCGCUGUGCUGUGACGUCACACCUCCGGAGCUGCGCAAUGUCAACUGUGGAACACUUGACCUUCCGUAGCGCUGUGUCGUGGAGCUACUGCAUGUCCGUGUGUCCUACCGAUACCGACCAGUCGGCACAGCACAGUGCCGCCGGCCAGCAGUAACCUUGUAUGUAUUGAACAGUUAUAUUUAUCGUGUCACUGGAUGUUGAAUGUUUUGUACUUAAUAAAGUGGAUGCGCACAAGCAAAGAGGCUCAAUAGAAGUGUCGUGUCCUCUAUCGCGAAGUUGCGACGAUUCGUAGGAACCGUUCACCACUACCGAACUACUGAUUUAGAAAUGUUAAAGUUAAGUGAUAUUAUAUAAUAUAAAAAUACGAAUUUUAAACGAAAAAAAAACGUUAAGACGUUGUAAUUUUUCCGUUUGAUUUUGUCCUUGUAAAUAUAUUUGCUAUAUGAUUUACUAAAUGAAUGUAACAUAUUAUUAAUGAAAAAAUAGAUGAACACAAAUUUUAAA